AUGUGCUUUUUCCUCUCCGCUUGUCUGAAUGUGUUGCAGGGCUCCCAGUACGAGCUGAAAGAUAAUCCGGGUGUCCACCCUGCUACCUUUGCUGCCCACACCGCCCCCGGCUAUUAUCCCUACGGACAGUUCCAGUACGGGGACCCGGGGCGGCCCAAAAACGCCACCCGGGAGAGCACCAGCACCCUCAAGGCCUGGCUCAACGAGCACCGCAAGAACCCCUACCCCACCAAGGGCGAGAAGAUCAUGCUGGCCAUCAUCACCAAGAUGACCCUGACCCAGGUCUCCACCUGGUUCGCCAACGCCCGCCGCCGGCUCAAGAAGGAGAACAAGGUCACCUGGGGCUCCAGGAGUAAGGACCAAGAAGACGCGAAUCUCUUCGGGAGUGACAAUGAGGGGGACCCCGAGAAGAACGAAGACGACGAGGAAAUCGACCUGGAGAGCAUAGACAUCGACAAGAUCGACGAGAACGAUGGGGAGCAGAGCAACGAGGAAGAGGAGGAGAAGCCCGAGCUCCUGAGACAAAGCAGCGAAGAGGAGCACUUGGAGAAGGAGAAGGAUUUGGCACUGUCGGGCUCCGAAGGGCUGAAACCCAAAGACGCGCUGGCCAUGGUGAAGGAGGCCUCUGACAACAGCACGCGAAUCAUCAGUCCCGGGGGACAGAACAAUUUACAGAUGCCAUCUCACAGCAAACCCAAGAUUUGGUCUUUGGCAGAGACGGCGACCAGUCCCGACGGUGCCCUGAAAUCCUCUCCCCCUCCGCCCCCUCCUCCCCAGGUUAAUCACACUUCCCCACAGAUCCAGCAUCCCGCUUUUCUCCCUAGCCAUGGACUCUACACGUGCCAGAUUGGCAAAUUUCACAACUGGACAAAUGGGGCUUUCCUCACUCAAAGUUCCCUGCUAAAUGUGAGGUCCUUUUUGGGAGUAAAUCACCACCACGCUGCUCAUCAUAAUCACCACCUCCAGGCCCAGCAACAACCUUCUGUUUUAACAGCAACCCUGGGAGCCCUAAGCAGUGAAAAACCUUCAGAGAGGACCAGUCCCAAACACAUAGAAAGAGAAAAUGUACCAAGAACUGAAUCCCCACCUCAGCCGCUAAAAUCGCCCUUCCAGCCUGUCCGUGACAACUCUUUGGCUCAGCAAGAGGGAACACCGAGAAUUUUAACAGCUCUCCCUUCCGCUUGA
Messenger RNA from Haliaeetus leucocephalus (bald eagle), 1185 nucleotides. RefSeq names its product iroquois homeobox 1 (gene IRX1). Gene Ontology annotation, molecular function: DNA-binding transcription factor activity, RNA polymerase II-specific; RNA polymerase II cis-regulatory region sequence-specific DNA binding. The transcript has 3 exons. Gene Ontology annotation, cellular component: nucleus. Bases 1 to 1185 code for a protein of 394 amino acids. Gene Ontology annotation, biological process: regulation of transcription by RNA polymerase II; cell development; neuron differentiation. NCBI's taxonomy places the organism in Eukaryota, Metazoa, Chordata, Aves, Accipitriformes, Accipitridae. The record is from RefSeq and is a predicted model, not a curated record.